Soboliphyme baturini is the source of this 750-nucleotide messenger RNA. The record is from the annotation of a GenBank genome assembly. Lineage: Eukaryota; Metazoa; Nematoda; Enoplea; Dioctophymatida; Soboliphymatidae.
AUGCGAAGGAUUAAGAAAAAUCUGAAUUUGUCCAGGAUGAAGAUGAUAGCAUUUGCCCUGUUAGCCGGAUGCGACUACUGUCCGGAAGGUGUGCCAAGCAUCGGCAAAGAGAAAGCAUUCCAGUAUUUACGAGAACUUCCCGAUGACGUGGAUAUCUUAAAAAGGCUUCGAAAUAUUGCUACUCUGAAGGAAGAAAAUGCCAGUGAUGGCGAAUUAAACGAAACAACUUCAAAAUUUGAGAAAUUGAUCGCCUCACACAUUAAAAUGCUUAAGAACUUUCCUGACAAGGCGAUAAUCGAUGAAUUUCUUCGACCAAGAACGUGUCCAAAUGUAGAGAUAGGCUCCUGGUACAUGCCUUCUUUCCGCUCCUUUCACAGCUUCAUGAUUCGUAAAGCUCAGUGGACGUCAGAAUACAUAAUCAGCAAAAUUUUUCCGUUGAUCACCUUUUGGUAUCUCAACUAUGGGACGAAACUUGGUUUAUUCAUUGGCGAACAGCCGAAAAUCAAAGGGAUUUUUCGACAACGGGUGCGAAACGGAGUGCCUUGCUAUGAGGUUCAGUGGGAAAGGCUGGAUGAAGACGUUUGGACGCAGAAGGAGUUUUACCUGACAAUCGAGGAAAAAGAGACAAUCGACAAAACAUUUCCUCAUCUUCGUCUGGCCUACCUUGAACGUGUGGAACAUGCGAAAGCAGAGAGAAAAAUCCAAGUUGAGUUUGAUAUUAUGCAUUCAAGGGCGAAGAAAGAUAGAUAA